CUGCAAACAUACAAGCAAACAAAAAUUACAAGGGGGAAUAAAGGAGAAAAAAAAUGGUAGAAAUUGGGAGAAGAAAACAAACAUAUAGAACAUGUAAAACAAAAAUUGGUCUUUUGGCUGACACAGCUAAAGGAUCAUGUCGCUCCCUUGAGUUAUUCCACAUAUCUUAAACCAAGCACUGCCAAGUUUAUUGUAAGGAUUAUUUUAAGGCUGAAAAACUAAAAAGUGCAUGCCACACAAACAUGUGACACAUAAUAACAAUACAAUAACACCACACUUGCGCAAUAAAGCAGUCUGUCUUUGGUUUUUAAGUCAGUUUUUGGAGAUGAGCCCCUUAAUAAAUCGAAUGACAGUGCGAUAAAAUAUCUUCCUCUUUUAACUCUCAAGAGACAGUUAACCGCCUUCCAUCCGGCAUUCUAGAUUCGUCGCCUGUGAGGGCAGGGCAGCUUUUGGGACCCCGCUUGUCGUUUCACUGAUAAAGGGGUUAUUAUACGUGUCUUCAGCCUCCUCCUGUGGCCCACCGCAGCUGCCAGUGGGCAUUGUGCACUUUUAUGCAACAGGUGUGGAAGAUACAGCAAUGGCUGCAUCUCUCUUCAGACUGAGACUCUUCGCCCUCUUCUUUCUGUAUUCAGGACUAGCAGAUGCUAGAGUAGAGAUCAUCACCAGUGACACAGACAUCAAGGUUGGAAGUGAACAGUUAUUACUGUGCAAAGCUUUUAAAGAGGCAGAUAUUAUUUGGCAGAAGGAUGGGGAGGAUGUUGACGAAGAUCGUCAUGUAGUGGAGAAAGUGGAAGGAACUUCGAGUAAACUGAUUUUGAAGAGGGUUGACCUAACAGACAGUGGAACGUACACAUGCAAUUGUGACUAUGAAACUCACACUGACAAGGCAUCCAUCAAAAUCCUUGUCUACGAGGACCCAAACUUUGGCAAGACAAAGACAUACCAUGAGUUUUUGGUGAACCAGACAGUGCAUGUCCCAUGUGUGGUCACUGGGAAGCCUGAUGUGGAGAUCAACUGGUAUCGGGAUGGUCACCUUGUGAGCAAUGACGGCAGUGGUCAUCUCACAGUUCUGCCGAAUAGGAAUCUGCAAAUUACGAACAUUCGUAAGAGUGAUCAUGGAACCUACACCUGUGUGGCGAACAUAAAAGAUCGACCGACCAUAAAGAAGGUGCUGGACAUCUCUGUUGCUGUAAACGUUCCACCGACCGUGAUGAUUCGCAGUGAGCGGACAAAUGUUCAUGCAGGACCGGACACAAACGUGACAAUAAUCUGCCUGGUUUCAGGAUAUCCGCAACCAGCCAUUAUCUGGACAGUGCCUUCUACCUCAGAUUCUUCUCGCUACAUAUACAACUCAGACAAGAGUGAGCUCAUCAUCCCAGCUGUGGCCAGAAGUGACUUUGGAGAAUACGCCUGCACGGCUUCCAAUAAGCUUGGAGAUGACAGUGCAGCGUUCAUACUGGACGUCUCAGAACGCCCAUCAGUGAUCUUAAGCCAGGAGGAGAUGGCAGUGAAGCUUGGAGGGUCUGUGUCUGUGUUCUGCAAUGCCACAGGACACCCUUCACCCACCAUCGAGUGGCUUAACCAUGAGGGCAAGAAAAUAGAAGGGUCAGACUCAGAGCUCGAUAUCGAGAAUGUGAAGCCCUCUGAUGGCGGUGUCUACUCCUGCAAAGCCAGCAACAAGGCAGGCAGCACCACAAAGGAUUUCAGGCUAAUAACUGCACCUGCAGUGCCCAUCUAUUUCACUGUUUCACCUGGACCCACAUCAGCCCACAUCACCCUGCACGCUCCCAUUAUAGAUGGAGGGUCUCCCAUCUCCAAGUUUGUCAUCCAGUGGAGAAAACAACCACAAGAUGAGUGGAGUCAGAUUGCCAUACCUUCUUCUGAAUCGCUGGUAGUCACAUCUCUGGCUCCAUACACUGAGUAUUCUGUGCGCUUUGCUGCCAAAAGCGAACACUUUAUUGGUGGCUUGUCUGCUGAGAAGAAGAUCCGCACCCAGGCCAGACGGGAGCCAGACAAGCCUGUACUGUCUUCUACUGACGGCAAGAUAGAGGGAAACUCCUACUCCAUCCCAAUCAAACAGCUGGACGAUGGAGGACAUCCCAUUCAGCAUUUCUUAGUGCGCUACAGGAUGAACAAGGAGGGUGAGAACUGGAUAGAAAAGCAAAUGCCUGCUAACUCCACUAAGAUUCAGCUACAGAAUCUUCAGUACAACUCAGACUACCAGAUGGAGGUCUCGGCAUUUAACAUUAAUGGCUCUUCUAUCCCAGCCAAACUCAAUUUCACCAUUCCACAGGUUGAGAAAGAGCCCAGCUUCACUAAAGGCGCUAUGGCUGGAAUUGUCAUAGUCAUCAUCCUGGUACUAUUGGUGGUGGUUUGCUGUUCCAGAGACAUCCGGGCCAGGUGUCUGAGCAUUUGUAGGAAGGGGUGAUCAACAAUGUUGCUGUGAAACCACCAGCCAAUGGUGACUCUGCUGAAGUAUAACUGCAAAGUCUUUCCUUCAUUGUAUUUCUGAAGAAACACAACUCAAACCAAAGAGAAAUAAUGGCUGAAGGAGCAUAGAUGCUGAAGUGUAGCUCAAGAAAGUAGGAUAUAUUUGUCUGUAUUAUAGCGUGUAAUCUUGAGACAGAGAUGGCUAUGUUGUUAACCACAGAUGUAUGUAAUGCCAAGUUCCGAAAUACACACAGUUGUUUCAGAUGAGUAAGGCUUUAUUAUGAAGGGAGCAAUAUCCUUUAUCUUUAAUGCAAAUUCAUAUGGCUACAUGCGUUUUGAAGAUUACAUUUAUUAGGUAUGCACGGCAGUAAACAAAGCUUGUCAGAGAUGCCUGGACGUAGUUACAACUUCUAAGCUGUGAUCGGGCAAUCUGUACUUAGGAGUGGGGUUUGAUGCUUUUUCAGAAUUUGUACUAGAAAGUUAAGGUAAUUAUUAUGGAAGCAUAUUAUUUCACAUACAUUUUUAGUCUUAAUUUUGUUUUAUAUACUGGAAUAUAUAUUUUCUAAAGAAAAAACAUUGUGGUCUGUGUGAAAUUUAUAUAUUUACAGUUAUGCUAUAAAUGUGGCAUUAAAACAGGGAUGUUUAAAAAGAGUUUCAUUAUGCUGCCCUGUCUGUCCUUAAA
Colossoma macropomum (tambaqui) is the source of this 3112-nucleotide messenger RNA. RefSeq names its product neural cell adhesion molecule 1-like. Bases 578 to 2428 code for a protein of 616 amino acids. Gene Ontology annotation, cellular component: neuronal cell body; plasma membrane; axon. Gene Ontology annotation, molecular function: protein binding; axon guidance receptor activity. The transcript is spliced from 15 exons. The record is from RefSeq and is a predicted model, not a curated record. Gene Ontology annotation, biological process: homophilic cell-cell adhesion; synapse organization. NCBI's taxonomy places the organism in Eukaryota, Metazoa, Chordata, Actinopteri, Characiformes, Serrasalmidae.